UAUGUCAAAAAUUAAUGUUCGGUCAAGAUUUAAUGGCAAACCAAAAAGUCUUCCAAGAAGACAAUCGCAAAGGAACUUAAGUUCAAACAGUGAUUAUAUUAAUAAUGAAAAAUUACAGUUUUCAAGCAGUGAUGAAAAUGAAAAUGUUAAUCCUUCAUUUUCAACUCAAGUUAAUAAAUCUCCAAUGGUUAUGAGAGAAUGCACAGAAAAUUUUAAUUCAGCCUCAGAGGAUAAUUCUUCUAAAACUGAUUCUAAUAAAGCAUCUGAAAGUUACUCAAAUAUACAUAGUUUAAUUCCAAUAUCCAGAAAUAAAAGUAAAUAUGAAUUACCUAGCAAUGUGCCAGAAAUAUCAAAUAAUUGCAAAAUUGAAGAAAAUGUACAAAAACAAAAAUCAUCACACUUUAAGGAAAAUUUAUCUUCUGAUAAAAUUUCACCUAACAAAAAAUGUACAAAAGUUAAAGGAAAAUCUCCUGACAGAAGAAAAACUUUUAUCAUUUCUCAUGAGAAGAAAAGUCUGAAAAGAGAAACAUAUACAAUAUCUGAGCUAAAUUCAACUAUUGCUUCUCUUUCUAAAGUGGAAGAUCCAAAUAGUUCAGAGAAUUCAUCUCCCAUAAAAAUAUCAAAUAACUGUGAUAAAAUAACAAGUUCAUCUGUUGUCUUUGAAAACAUUUAUAAUAAAGGUCUUAGUUAUGUAAAUUCUAAUACAAACUUAAUUUCUGCAAAUGAAAAUGAAAAAUUAGGAAAUAACAAAAUUGAAAAAAGUAGGAGUAGAUUGCUUUCUCAUAACAAGGGAAUAUAUGAGUCUGAUAAAAAUACAAUUAAAGAAAUGAGAUCUGCUAUUGAGAAAUCUAAAAAUCAUAAAAUAUCUACAGAUAAAAAAAAGAUUGAUAUUGAAAGAAAUAUCAAUAUUAAUGAAACAAAAAGUUCAAGCAAAAAGAAUGUUAAAUUUGAAUCUAUCAAAUAUUGUCAUAAUAGUGAUCAAUUAGUUGUAACAAAUUCAGUUGAUGAAAAUAUGUUAAAAGAAAUAUCUCCAAUUGUUUUUCAGACUAAAAGGAGACAGAAAAGUAUUAGAAGGAAAAGCUUAACUAAUAAGAAUAAUGAAACACAACUGCCUAAAAUAGAUAAUGAUAUUUUUGAUGAGUGUCAUAUGAAAGAAAAACUGUUUAAAAAUAAAGAAUUAACUACACAAAUAGCUAACAAAGAAUUAAUUAUACAAUUAGAUGAUGUAUUGACACCAAUAAAGACUCAUUCAAAUAAAACAGAAGAAAAUUAUAUUUUUAUAACAGAUCCUUUAGAUGGAAGCUUUCUGAAGGUAGAUACUAGUAUAAAAUUGGAAGAAAAUUCUGUUAAUGAACAAAAUGAAGAAAGUCAAGAUAACAUAGAAGAUAUCAAUAACAUUAAUGAUGAUACAGAAAGUUUACACAGAGAAGGAAGGAAACGACGUGCCGUAGUUGGUGUAUCAUAUAAGGAACCACCUGGCAAUAAGUAUGAUAAUGAUUAAAGUAACACAGUGGUGCAUUGUACUUCAAAUUUAAUUCAUUCUAGGAGGUUAUUUGAACUCUGAA
Molecule: messenger RNA, 1565 nt
Organism: Centruroides sculpturatus (bark scorpion)
Lineage: Eukaryota; Metazoa; Arthropoda; Arachnida; Scorpiones; Buthidae
Exons: 2
Coding region: 2-1501 (499 amino acids)
Source: RefSeq, a predicted model, not a curated record